Parastagonospora nodorum SN15 is the source of this 321-nucleotide messenger RNA. RefSeq lists its product as hypothetical. NCBI's taxonomy places the organism in Eukaryota, Fungi, Ascomycota, Dothideomycetes, Pleosporales, Phaeosphaeriaceae. The coding region runs from base 1 to 321 and encodes 106 amino acids. The record is from RefSeq and is a predicted model, not a curated record. The transcript has 2 exons.
AUGCAAGCAGGAGACGUCAGCCUCGCGUGGAAGCCCACAAGCAACCAUUGGGCAGGAGCGGUUGUUUAUUUUGCUACGGGCGGCAGGUGCGCUGCGCUGUGGAGAACGCCCACCGACAAUCCUGCUGGCAGCCCCAACACCGCACCACGAUCACUCUCACCUUCACGACCUCACGACAAUUGCCCCCUCGAGCCGCGCUCGCCCGUCGCACUGCCAUGCGCUGACGCAAAAGCCGCCAAACUUCUCGACGACCGUUUCCUUGCGUCCCUUUCGACUCCCCACUUCUUGUUACCCCCCGCGCACCCCAUGGACGUGGAGUAA